Molecule: messenger RNA, 2145 nt
Organism: Callorhinchus milii (elephant shark)
Lineage: Eukaryota; Metazoa; Chordata; Chondrichthyes; Chimaeriformes; Callorhinchidae
Gene: acads
Product: acyl-CoA dehydrogenase short chain
Exons: 10
Coding region: 65-1294 (409 amino acids)
Biological process (GO): fatty acid beta-oxidation using acyl-CoA dehydrogenase; butyrate catabolic process
Cellular component (GO): mitochondrion
Molecular function (GO): flavin adenine dinucleotide binding
Source: RefSeq, a predicted model, not a curated record
AGCCGCGGACUGUGCGGUCCGGGGGAAGGGAGAGCGGGAGGGACCCGGGACCCGGACAGCGGGAAUGGCGGCACUGCUGCGGAGAGUCGCCGGAACUGCGACCUUGAGGUCAGGAUGUCUGCGUAAACUCCACUCAGUGUAUCAGACAGCCGAGCUUCCUGACACCCAUCAGCUCUUACGGGACACGUGCAGAGCUUUUGCAGAGAAGGAGCUGGCUCCGAUUGCGGCUCAAUUAGACAGAGAGCACAAAUUCCCCGCUGAGCAGGUAAAGAAAAUGGGGGAACUCGGACUUUUAGCAAUCGAUGUGCCUGAAAAGUAUGGAGGAACUGGCUUAGACUAUCUGGCUUAUGUCAUUGCUAUCGAGGAGAUCAGCCGGGGCUGUGCUUCCUCAGGCGUCAUUUUGAGUGUGAACAAUUCUUUAUAUUUAGGUCCAAUUUUGAAAUUUGGCUCGGAAGAACAGAAGCAGAAGUGGAUAACCCCGUUCACAAAUGGAACUAAAAUUGGGUGUUUUGCUCUGAGUGAACCAGGGAAUGGAAGUGAUGCUGGUGCAGCCUCCACCACAGCCAGGCUAGAUGGCGAUCACUGGAUUUUAAACGGCACGAAGGCCUGGAUCACUAACAGUUGGGAUGCUUGUGCUGCAAUUGUUUUUGCCACCACCGACAAGUCGCUCAAGCAUAAGGGAAUAAGUGCGUUCUUGGUUCCGAUGCCUACCCCAGGGCUAUCCCUCGGGAAGAAAGAAGAUAAAUUGGGAAUUAGAGCAUCAUCCACUGCAAACCUCAUCUUCGAUGACUGCAGAAUCCCAAAGGAAAACAUACUGGGCAAUCCAGGCUUAGGCUUUAAAAUAGCCAUGCAAACCCUGGACUCGGGUCGGUUAGGUGUAGCGUCUCAGGCUCUGGGGAUUUCACAGGCUGCCCUGGACUGUGCUGUGGAUUAUGCUCAGAAACGGAUGGCAUUUGGCUCUCCUAUAAUCCAACUUCAGGCCAUACAGUUCAAGUUGGCUGACAUGGACCUGGCUCUGGAGAGUGCCCGCCUGCUGACCUGGCAAGGAGCCAUGCUGAAAGACAAUGGCAAACCGUACACAAAGGAAGCUGCCAUGGCCAAACUUGCUGCGUCUGAGGCUGCAACAUCGAUAUCUCACCAAGCUAUACAGAUCCUGGGAGGAAUGGGGUAUGUCACUGAUAUGCCAGCAGAGAGGCACUAUCGAGAUGCCCGGAUCACUGAGAUCUACGAGGGAACCAGUGAAAUCCAGCGAUUGGUCAUAGCCAACCAACUGUUAAAAAGAUAUAAAGGUUGAGAGAGAGACAGACACCUGUGAUAAUCCCUGACUGGGACAAUCCUUUUAACGAUUAAGACUGUCCAAUACAACCAAAAUGGAAAUUGUAAUCCAGUUAAAUUAAUCUGUGAUAUGACUGUAAUACCUCAAAUCAGAUUUUGUUUACAGCCCGUUUGUUAGAUUGUCAAGCAACCGAAUUGUUGCAUGAAAAUGCUCUUCAGGAAAAAUCGAACUGGUGUAGAAACGAAGGAACCAGAAGCUUUUUAAUCUUAUAUGCAGAUAUUGUGAUGAAGGUUGAUUUACAGUGAAAAAAUGUGCCUGUCUCAUUGAUCCUUUCUUAUGUGCUGGGCAAUACAGAGGGCUCUGUUCCCGUCGCUCUGGACUGCAAUAAUAGGGAGCUCAAUUGGUUAGUUAGUUGGAGCUUAUCCUGGGUGCAGAAUAUUAAGGGUUCUAAUCUACAAGAACCACUUCACUUUUUUUGCGGUUGUUAAGACUGUAGACUCCAGAGUGGGAAGUACACAAGGGGGUAAGAGCUGGCUUUGAGAAAUACCUAGAGAGGACAGGGAGGGCUGCAGUCCAUCAAAGCGUUUCAGAUGAGCCUGUCUGGAGAGGCAGAUAAGUUGUAAAGUCCAGCCCUUGUGCCUAGAGCUUCAGUAAAGUUUGUAGUUACCAUUGAUAUUUCUUUCUAAAACCUGCCACAGUCACAGUCUAGACCACUACUCGCAAUGGAACAAAUAAUGUUUCCUCCUCACAAUUAGUGUUAAAUUGCUCUGGAGUAAUUACCUGUUGCUCAAAUCCUAUCUAUUAGCAUGCGAUGUAUUCAGAUCUUUGCUUUCUACUUUUAUUAAUAUAAAAUUUAUGCUCCGUGAAAA